Molecule: messenger RNA, 2723 nt
Organism: Conger conger (European conger)
Lineage: Eukaryota; Metazoa; Chordata; Actinopteri; Anguilliformes; Congridae
Product: growth/differentiation factor 10-like
Exons: 3
Coding region: 205-1545 (446 amino acids)
Biological process (GO): BMP signaling pathway; SMAD protein signal transduction
Cellular component (GO): extracellular region
Molecular function (GO): cytokine activity; growth factor activity
Source: RefSeq, a predicted model, not a curated record
UGUUGGGACCGCGUUAAGUCUACAUCAGACGUUUCAGUGGAUGUGCACGUUGAGCAUCGCAAGAUAACACAUUUGAAUAACCUGGAUAUAAAACUGAUUUUGAUACGUUUAUUUGUGAUCUAUAUUUUAAUCAUUUAUGUUCAAACUUUUUUCCUAUAACAAGGCUAUAAUAAAACCUGCAAAUCCUGGAAAAUAUUCGGCAUAAUGUCAGUUAUAUUCGUGUUUCUUUUGCUUGUAUCCCUCUGUUUAAAAUCUCGACUCGGAACAGCCGCGUCUGAGGAUGCCAUCAUAAAUGGGCAGGACAGCGGAGUAUUUGAUGCAGCGGAUGGUCAAACUUGGGACACCUCAACGACUGACAGAUCGGUGCGAGACAUGGUGUCAAUACAUAUGUUCAAGCUCUAUGAUAAAUACAACAAAGAGCUCAACCGCCCGAGAGACGGCAAUACUGUUAGAAGUUUAAAGGCAAGUGCAGACAUCGCCACACAGGACUUUUACCGGUUCAACUUGACCUCCAUCACAGAGUCUGAGGAGAUACUGUCAGCCACUGUCCACUUCUUCUUCAACCAGCGGCCAUUGCAGCACUCCUGGUCCUGCAAGCGUUUCAGGACCUCCUCCUGCCGCCAUCAACACCUCCAGCAGCUGCCCCCCUUCUACCUCAUCUUCAGAGCGACCUCUCCGAACAACAGCCACGGGACCCUGCUGGGAAACAUCACCUUCUUCCCCCACAAGAGGGGCACGUGGCAAUCUAAGGACAUAUCUCACAUAGUCAAAGAAGCCAGGAAGAUGAGCGAACCCAUCGUUCGGGUCAAGUUCAGCUCUCUUGCCGGGUACCAGGGGCACCAAGACCACAUCUCACCAUCCAACCUGCCGUACGUGCUGGUCUUCGCCAAUGACCAGGCUAUAUCAGAGCCGAACAGUGUAGCUGCAACCCUACAGAGGUACGACCCUUUCCCCCUCGGCGAGGCGCCCACUCGGUCUCCCAACACCUUCCCCGACGCACGGGUGAGGAGGGACACGCACGUCAGGGACCCCGUCCAAGACAAUGAGCUCCCGGAGGUGGACUACCGCACGCUGAAGAACGGCGAGCUGUGGGAAAGAGCUUACCUGCCACCGAAGCCCAAGUCCUCGACGAAGGAGAGCCAGAGGAGGGGCUCGGGGGAGCCCCAGGUCCUGAGCUUUGACGAGAAGACCAUGAAGAAGGCCCGGAGGCGCCAGUGGAGCGAGCCGCGUGUCUGCGCCAGGCGCUACCUAAAGGUGGACUUUGCCGAUGUCGGCUGGAGCGAGUGGAUAAUCGCCCCAAAAUCAUUUGACGCCUUCUACUGCUCUGGGACCUGCGGUUUCCCCCUCCCCAAGAUUCUCCGACCAUCCAAUCACGCCACCAUACAGAGCAUUGUGAAAGCAGUGGGAAUUACUCCAGGAAUCCCUGAGCCCUGCUGCGUUCCGGACAAAAUGAGCUCCCAGAGCGUCCUGUUCCUGGAUGAGGCUAAGAACAUGGUGUUAAAAAUCUACCCCAACAUGUCUGUCCAGACUUGUGCUUGUCGAUAGAUCCCAGGAGUGAAUGAAUAUACUAAAUACUAAAAUAUUAGUCGGACCAAUAUCCUACCAGCUUGGAGAAAUGUGGACUUGAUCUGAUGGAGGGAAUGUGUUGUGUGAAGCACAGCUAAGAGGUGGUCUGCAAAUCAACAGUCAAUGUCGAACCAGGAGUGAGGCUUUAGGACAAAAAGCACACCAAUCUCAACACUGUUAAUAGCCUUCAGUCGGAAAAGUACAUCACCGACAGUUGUCUGCAUUGACACAUUUGCUCCUUGUAGCCAGUAAUCCAGUAACCCUAACCCUAACCCUGUGACUGAACUGUCCACACUCCAUUUGUCCAUAUUACCGGCUCGAGUACAUACUCGUACAGGUUAAUAGGAGUAUACUUACACCUGACUAGUUCCAGAAUUACUCUGUCUAUUGCCUUAUCACAUAUUAUGGAGUGUGCUCAACCACUUAAACAUACAAUGUGUGAAGUCUGGUGAAACGUCGAAAAUUCCUGAACAAAGACCUUCAAAGGCAAUCCACAGAUUUAGUUGGAGGGGCCCACGUGUAUCAUUAGACGGGGAAAUGCAGCUAACCUGUCAUAUUGUUAUUACAGUUCUAUAAUAUUGCUAUUUUGUUGUAAUAACAUUAUGUUACCAGUAUUAUGAGCAUUAUUUAAUCUCCCAAUUUUCCUUGAUUAACAGUGUAAUUGUGUUGUGUGCUUCUGGUGGUAUCGAUAAUUUAAUCAGUUCUAUGAUUUGUGAAAUGUAAAAAGGUGUGCUAUCAGAUAGUUAUGUUUACCUAUAGUCAUACUACACAGUGUACAUACUAUAUAUUGUGUUGUAUCAUUUUGUAAAAAACUGUACCAAGAUAAAGUUUGCAAUAUAUAACAAACUAUCAUAACAUCUUUCUUUUAUAUUUUUUGGUUUCACAUUCUCUAAAAACAGCAAGAAACAUUUGUUGUAUAGAUUUUUCAUUUGCACAAGUUUUUCAUCACUUCUUAGUAUCAAUUUGGUGUUCUGGCUGGCAUUUCAAGGCUUGUAAAUUAUGAAGAAUGAACUAUCAUUAUUUGCCAGAAUAACUGUUCAAUAAACCAAAUUAUUGUAAGUAAUCUUUGCAUAGUCAUACAUGCCCUUAUUACUGUAUAAUGUUGUCCCAGCAGUAAUUUUUUAAAUAAAAUGAUUAGUUCCUGUUUUGAGUUUCUA